ACCCGCCCUGUCUGCACGCGCAGCUCCGCUUUCACAGCUCCAUCUGCACUCUUUUAUAUUUAUGUUAUUUUCUAAAAUAUAAAAACAAAUCAGCGUGAAGAAACGAGAGGAUUUAGGAUCACAUUAUUAUUGAUAUUAUUAUUAAUGUUAUUAUUUUAUGGUUAUCAAUAUCUCUUUUUACAGAUUUGUUCAACAUUUUAUUUUUGUCUCUCUUUAGCUAAAAUCUUAACAUCAUAUAGUCUGAGUAUUGUAUUGGAUCCGGUUCUGGGUUUUUCUGGGUUCGGUCAGGUUUGGGUCCUGAUGGCGGCUCACCGGGUGGCUCGGCGGGUCAAUAAGAUGUGUGGUAAUCAUUCACCGGGGCGUGCUGGCGGCGGGCGGGGUUCUGGGCAGGGCGUGCAGCGGCGGCUGCAGGCCCGAGUCACCGUGAAGUACAACCGGAGAGAACUGCAGAGGAGGCUGGAUGUGGAGAGCUGGAUCGACCGGGGACUGGACGAGCUGUACCUGGGCCGGGAGGACGAGAUGCCGGAGGAGGUGAACAUAGACGAACUUCUGGACCUGAAGACAGACGAGGAGCGGACACAGAGACUGCAGGACCUCUUCCACUCCUGUAGCAACAACACGGAGAUCUUUAUCUGCGAGCUGCUGCUGAAGGUUGACGGUCUACAGAAGCAGGAGGAUCUGCACAACGACGGCAUCGACCUCCCGCAGCUCCACGUCUCUCCCGCCCGCUCCGGAUCAGCUGACAGGGAGGUGCUGCACUGACAGCAAGCGCACCCAGUCUGAUCCUGCACACCACUAUGAGCAGGAGGCUCUGCAGAAGAAAACAAACACACCCAAACUGUCCCGAGCAUGACAAGACUUUUAUCUGUUGGUUGACUGGUUCCUGCUUUCAUUAUAAAUAUUAUAAAAUAUUUCUAGAUAUUAUUAGAUAUUCUUUAGAUAGUAUUACAUGUUUCUAGAUGUUAUUAGAUAUUCAAGAGAAAUAUGAAUUUUUAUUGUCACAAAAUCACAGUUUUCACUUCGAACACCAUGUCUAUUUCUGUCUUUAAUCACAGUGUGACAUGAAGCAUUCAAGGGACAGAAAACAUUAUUAUACAAAUACAUGAAUAAAUAAAACAAAUAAGUACAAUUAACUCAAUGUGGUUUGUUACGGUAAAACCUUUUAUGUCUCUAAUAUAUAAUUUAUUGUUUUUUUGUUUGAAGAAUCAAUAAUUAUUGACAAAUUAAUACAUCCAUCAAUGAAGGAAUAUAUCAUCAAUUACAGAAUCAAUGAAGACAUUUCUAAAUGAAUAUGUAUUAAUAGAUUAAUGGAUCAAAUAAAUAAACUGUUUUUUGUUUUGUUU
This is a messenger RNA of Cottoperca gobio, 1343 nucleotides long. RefSeq names its product protein phosphatase 1 regulatory subunit 14A-like. The record is from RefSeq and is a predicted model, not a curated record. The transcript has 4 exons. Gene Ontology annotation, cellular component: cytoplasm. Bases 145 to 762 code for a protein of 205 amino acids. NCBI's taxonomy places the organism in Eukaryota, Metazoa, Chordata, Actinopteri, Perciformes, Bovichtidae. Gene Ontology annotation, biological process: regulation of phosphorylation. Gene Ontology annotation, molecular function: protein serine/threonine phosphatase inhibitor activity.